AUGGAGUACAGUGGGAAAGAGGGCAAGGGCGGUCGGGAGGAGGGGCAGCAAGAAACGGUAGAUCCAAAGGCCGGCUCUCAAGCUUCGAGCAACGAUUCCACACGCCGGGGGUUACCUGGUUACCACACACCAGGCCGUCACCGCCGUGCACUAGCGUCAGUGCGGGACGUGUGGCAGCAGUGGGUGCUGCACGAGUGCCUCUCCUCACCCCUCCGCCUCGUAAUCGAUGCAUCUGCACUGAAGCCCGUGCUGCUGCUGCCACCCAAAGGGGCUGCUGCUGCUGCUGCUGCUGCUGCUGCUGCUGCUGCUGUGGAGGAGGGGAUGGGCGACUGGGAAGGAGAGGAGGAGUGGGAGGGAAGGGAGGAGGGAGCGAGAGAGGGCGAGGGGGGAGGUGAGGGAGCGGGAGAGGAGGAAGGAGAGGAGGAGCUGAAUGCCUACUUGGCUCUUUCUUAUGGUUCCUUUCCGCUCUCGCUCUCCUCCAUUUCUUCCACCAGCGACCACUCCCACAACGAGCACGGUUCCUCCACAGAGCAGCAGCAGCAACAGCAGAGAGUAGGCAGUGAGCUGCGCGUGUCUCUCUCAGAUGUGCCGUGGGCCCUUGUCCCGUGCUCCUACCCUGGCGCUGCUGGCUUCUGCUUUCACUGGCGAGGGAAGAAAGGUGGGGAGAGGGUGCUACUAGAAGGAAGAGUGGCACCAGAGGGGAGGGCGGGUGCACAUGGGAGGGUGGCAGCAGGAUGGAGGGCUACUGGACAGGGGAGAGUGGCAGCAGAGGGGAGGACUGCUGCACAGGGGAGGGCGGCAGCAGAGGGAUCAAGCAGGGGGUGGGAUGAAGGGCGAGGAGGCGGUGUCAUUGGGGAGGGGCAGAGGUGCAUUGGGCGGGUUGAGAGAGAGGAGUUGAUGCAGGCAGCAGCAGCGUGGAGGAGGGAGGGGUUUGGGUUGAGGCGGAGGCGAGAGGCCAAGAGGAAGGAGGUGGAGUUAGGCGGGGAAGAUGAGAAGGGGGAGGGUGGAGGGGGAACGGAUGGGGAUGAGAGAGGAGGGGAGGGUGGAGGUGGGAACGAGACUGGAGGGGUGAGUGGAGGUAGGAACGGGACUGGAGGGGCUGGUGGGGGUAGAAACGAGACAGAGGUAGGGGCGCUUGCGUUCGAGAGAGUGGAGCAUGAUGAGGUGAUGCUGCGGGUGCUGCGACAGGUGGUGCGGAGGGGGACGGGCAUGAGGAGGAGGGGAGGCAGAGAGAAGGGGAGAGAGAAAGACAUGCAAGAUGAUGAAGGAUUGAAUGGAGAGGAGGCUGCAGCAGGAAGGAGAGGCAGCAGUGGGCGGCAUGGCAGUGCGAGAGGCACCAACUCCGAAGCAGAAGUUAGAGAAGGGACAGUGGGGACAGAAGGGACAGGGAGGACAGUAGGGGUCGGGGGGUCAGGUACAUUGGAGGGGGACGAAGCGCGGACAGUGGUGCUGGCGGUGGUGGCGUCUAACUACAGGGAGGUGAUGAUGAGCUGGGUGUGUGGGCUGCGUCGCCUGCACGUGCACAACUACGUUAUAGCCGCCAUGGACAGGGAAACUUACGACUUUGCCCGCGAGCAGGGCCUGCCGGUGUUCCCCCACGCAUACGACGACGCGUUCGGCCGCGACGACUGCCACUUCGGCACGGACUGCUUCCUCAAUGUGACUAAAGUGAAGUCUCGGGCCGCGCUGCGCGUGUUACGGGCCGGUUACCACGUGCUGUUUAACGACGCGGAUAUCUAUUGGUUUGCGGACGCGCGUCCGAUAGUCAUGGGGCAUGGGCCGGGGCAUAUGGUGGUUCAGAGCGAUAACCACAAUGACACGGGGCCUGAUAAUGACUAUCGGCGGCUCAACUCGGGGUUUUAUUUCAUUCGCUCAGAGCCGAGGGCAUUGGCGGCUCUAGAAGCGGUGGUGGCGCAUGCAGCAGCAUCCCUUAUAACAGAGCAGCCCAGUUUCUAUGAUGUGCUGUGUGGAGCUUCGUCUGAGUACACUGUGGGCGAUUCCCAGUGCUUAAAUCCGAAGUUUAAUCUUACUGUGGAUUUCCUCGAUAGAAGUAGGUUCCCUAAUGGUGCAACGCGGAUGUUGUUCCACAUGGGGAAUAGUGUUCGAAAAGGGUGUGAAGAGAUGGGUUGUGUGAUAAUUCAUAACAAUUGGGUGGCCGGAAGGCGGAAGAAGAUAAGGAGGCAGGUGAAGCAAGGGUUGUGGGAUUAUGAUGUCGGGGCUCGAAUGUGUAUUCGCUCAUGGUAUGGCUCUAUGCUACAGCAAUUAUACUAG
Messenger RNA from Closterium sp. Yama58-4, 2271 nucleotides. Lineage: Eukaryota; Viridiplantae; Streptophyta; Zygnematophyceae; Desmidiales; Closteriaceae. The record is from the annotation of a GenBank genome assembly.